Acanthoscelides obtectus is the source of this 366-nucleotide messenger RNA. Lineage: Eukaryota; Metazoa; Arthropoda; Insecta; Coleoptera; Chrysomelidae. The record is from the annotation of a GenBank genome assembly.
AUGGACACUGAUAUAACAGAAGAAGGACAAAAGAACAAACCAAAAAAGAGGAAACUGGAUUCAGCCUUUACUAAUACUCGUACUUCAUUGAAUGAUGAAAAAGUGAAAAAAAGAAAAAUAGAUUUGGAUGAUCCAAUUAUAAUUCCUGAGAAAAAAUGCAAUACAAAACGUAAGAGAGAAUCUGAUAAUGAAGAAAACGAACAACAACAACGCAAGUUAGAUAUGAGUGACGUAAUUCCACAUCCAUGGAAACAAAAAAAUAGAAAACGGAAGAUUCAACCAGAUAAUGAUAAUGAUCGUGAUAAUGAUGAUGAUGAUGAUGAUGAUAGUAACAUACCUAGGAAAGUUAAAGUUAUAAAUACCUAG